Molecule: messenger RNA, 795 nt
Organism: Aspergillus calidoustus
Lineage: Eukaryota; Fungi; Ascomycota; Eurotiomycetes; Eurotiales; Aspergillaceae
Source: the annotation of a GenBank genome assembly
AUGUCGUCGUCAAUCUACCACUAUGAUCCCACCCUAGCCGGGGCAAUUAUCGCGCUGAUCUUCUACGGGGCGAGUACUGGAUUCCAUAUCUUCCAGCUCUGGAAGUUCAAGUGCUAUUUCUUCACCACCUUUAUCAUUGGGGCAAUCAUGAUGACAGUGGGUUACCUCUUCCGCGCCGCAUCGUCUCAGAACCAAACCUCCCUGGGCCUCUAUAUUGGCCAGAGCAUCUGCCUCCUCCUUCCACCCUCCCUCUACGCCGCUACAAUCUAUAUGGUUUACGGUCGAAUAGUCAUUUACGCUCAAUCCCCAGAGCUGUCCAUAAUUGCCCCUGGUAAAGUGACCAAGAUAUUCGUCCUCGGUGACGUCUUCGCGUUCUUCCUCCAGGCCAGCGGUGGCGGCAUGAUGGCUAUGGAAUCAAUGGCAAAAAUGGGGCAAAACAUAGCCAUUGUUGGUCUCUUCAUCCAGCUCAUAUUUUUCGGCUUCUUCUUUGCGAUCUCGGUUGUGUUUCGUCGACGAGUCGAAACGACCAAGCGCGUCAAAAUCGUGCACUUGCCGUAUGGUGCUCUUCUAUACGUGCUUUUUCUAGUCUCUGCGCUCAUCAUUAUUCGCUGCCUGUACCGUAUCGUUGAGUUUGUCCAAGGCAUUGAUGGGUAUUUAAUGAAGCAUGAGGCCUAUCUGUAUGUGUUUGACACGGUUCCGAUGUUUGUGGUCCAGGCGAUUUUUCAUCGCUUUCACCCAGCCAGUGUCCUUCCGCAAAAGGGAUCCUUUGCUGGCGUCCAGACGGAGUUGCGUUAA